GUACGUAGGUAUAGUAGUAAACACUACCAUUUGUACUACCUAUAUCUACAUUUAUUUCAUGUGUAAUAAUAGCACAGAUAAUAGUACGACGGAAACUAGAUUUUUUAAUUUAAAAAAUCUUGAUCGAUUUACGUACGUCGAACAACGAGUAGGUACCGAAGAGUGAGCGCAACAAAUUGUGAUUCUGCGAACCAGUGUCCACUUAUUUACAAUUGUAAUUGCAUAAUUAUAUAACAUAGCAUAAAUAGAAUACAAUGAAGGAACAUCCUGCUGCUGUAAGUGCCAUAAUCGGUCAAUCCCAGAGCACGUUUUUUAUACACUACAUGGUGCGCUGUAGGUGGUGCAGAUUAAAUGUUUCAAAAUGUUAACGUCUCCUAGACAAAGUAAACACCUACUGAUUAUGGAAGAUUGCGCUGUUUUUUAAUGGUCUUUCCCACAUAAUACAAUAAUUAAAUUGAAUAAUGCCUAUGAAGGAAUGGUUCCAGGAGUUGCAACCUGUGAAGCUAUACAUCAUAUUAACGUUAACAAUCACAUUUUUUAUUGUCGAGCUGGUAAUCAGUCAUUUUACACAUGCCAUAACAUUGUUAAUGGACUCGUACCAUACACUUUGCAACAUACUUGCACUGCUAACGUGUAUAAUAACUGUGAAGUAUGGCUCAAAAACCCUUCAAGCGUCCGGAAACCCACAAAUAGAUGAUAAGACCGCAACCGAAUCUUCCGAAACAUCGGCGAAUUGCGACAAAAUUCAGCCGUCCACGAAUUGCCUAGGCUCUCAAGAGAAGAAACUAAAAAAUACUUUCGGAUGGGCCCGAAUAGACGUUAUUGGAUUAUUGAUAUGUUGCGUAUUUUUAGCUUCGUUAAGUUUUUCGAUAGUGGUGGAGGCGCUUCAGACCUUGGUUCACAUUGGCCAUCACGACGAAAUGCAUCAUACGAUUCCCGUUUUUAUUGUAGGUAUCGUAGGUCUUGUAUUAAAUGUAAUUUGUUAUCUAUUAAUAGGAGGUUACACGUUUCACCAAGGAAGCUUCUUGUAUAUGAACGAGGAGGGAUGCGUCGUUCUAAAUCGCGUAGUUUCAAAUGACGCAGUUUCGAGAGGAGAAAAGAGAUUCGCGAAAACUCAAAAUGCGAAGUACAAGCAGAGGCAAGGGUGUAAAGAAAUGUUGCGCGACGCUAUUGGUUGUAUUAUUGUUAUAAUUUGCGCCGUUUUGGUUCAUUUUACCGAAGAAAACGUAGCGAAAUUUAUCGAUCCAUUAUUAUCCAUUUUGUCCGCCAUUAUACUGAUGGUACUUAGCUUUCCAUACAUGAAAGAAAGCUGUCUGAUUUUGUUGCAAACGAUACCCGACACGAUUAACAUUGAAUCUUUGAGAUCAGAACUACUAGAACACUUUCCAGAUAUUAUUAAUAUACACGAUCUGCACAUUUGGCAGCUAACGGCAACUAAAGUUAUUUCGACGGCGCACAUCAUUUUUGAAAAUCCUUUUGUAUACUCGAAAAUAACCGAUAGGAUAACGGAUUUUUUUCGGGAAUACGGCAUCACGCAAGUAACCAUUCAGCCCGAGUUUUUUAAUAGAAAACAAAAUAUUGAUAGUGUCGAUGAUAUAGACGAUGCUCUCGAGUGCCUUAUGCAUUGUCAAAGUGAAGGUUGCAAAACGAGCCACUGCUGCCCAGACGAUGUGCCAAAGGCGUUAACAACGAAAUCGAAGUCCAAAUCAAAAGAACACAUUCCCUCAGGCCCGAAUGUGCAGGUCAAAGUAAAUUUACUUGUGGAGGAUACUAGUUGUACUGAUUUCGGCACGGAGGAGAAUAGUCGGCGAGAAUGAAAUAAUAAUUUGGUUAUAGCAGAUUAAAAUAAACUAUUUUGUAUGUUAUUA
Messenger RNA from Photinus pyralis (common eastern firefly), 1868 nucleotides. RefSeq names its product zinc/cadmium resistance protein (gene ZnT77C). The coding region runs from base 462 to 1817 and encodes 451 amino acids. The transcript is spliced from 7 exons. Gene Ontology annotation, cellular component: membrane. Gene Ontology annotation, biological process: detoxification of zinc ion; zinc ion transmembrane transport; intracellular zinc ion homeostasis. Gene Ontology annotation, molecular function: zinc ion transmembrane transporter activity. The record is from RefSeq and is a predicted model, not a curated record. NCBI's taxonomy places the organism in Eukaryota, Metazoa, Arthropoda, Insecta, Coleoptera, Lampyridae.